GGUCAGGGCCAUUGACAAGCUGCUGCUGAUGCUGACUGCCUGGCGAACAACAAAACGAUAACUAGCGUUUACAAUCAGCAACUUAUUGAGUUAGAAAGGCUGUAUAUUGUUUCUCUCUCUGUCUCUCUCUCUCUCUCUGUCAGAUGGAAUACCAAAAACCAGCGGAGAUGAACGGUCAUUGUAAUGGGACCGGGAAGCAGCUGGUGACAGAUUUCCGCUAUAAUAACGGUUUCAGUGAGCUGAGCCUCGAGACCAAGAAGACCACUGUACAGCAGCGGAAACAGCAUGAGACGUCCCGUAAAGAUGCUGAGGAUGAGUCCCGGUUACCGGCACUCGAAGCAGCGUACAGCAGCAUCUUGCGGGGGCUCGGGGAGGACACGGACCGGCAGGGGCUCCUGAGGACGCCUCUAAGAGCCGCCAAGGCUAUGCAGUUCCUUACCAAGGGAUACCACGAGGACGUGUACGACAUCCUGAAUGAUGCCAUAUUUGACGAGGACCAUGACGAGAUAGUGAUAGUAAAAGACAUUGACAUGUUCUCUCUCUGUGAACACCACCUUGUACCCUUUUUUGGCAGGGUACAUAUCGGAUACCUGCCAAAUAAGAAGGUGGUCGGGCUUAGCAAGCUGGCUAGGAUUGUUGAGAUGUACAGUCGGAGGCUCCAAGUCCAGGAGCGUCUGACCAAGCAGAUUGCCAUGGCGAUAUCAGAAGCUCUACAGCCAGCUGGAGUGGCUGUGGUUAUAGAGGCAGCGCACAUGUGUAUGGUGAUGCGUGGGGUUCAGAAGAUGAACAGUCGAACGGUGACCAGCUGCAUGUUGGGGGUGUUCAGAGAAGAUCCAAAGACACGAGAAGAGUUCCUACGACUCACCAAGAAUGCCUAGCAACCACCUCUGACCCCUGACCUCUAACCCCUGCCCUGACCCUGUAAAGUACAUGUUCUAGGGUAGAGUUCCUAAGACUCCUCCACACACCUCACAGAAGCCUUAUAUACACACACACAAGGCAAUACAAGCUCUCAAACCUGUGUGUGUGUGUGUGUGUGUGUGUGAGAAUUUCUGGCAGAGUGAGAGGCUAUAACUCUAUAAUUAUGUGAGAAAUUGCAGUCUUUAUGCGCAAUUAUUGAUAUAAUAACCAUCAUAUUGAAGUAAACUUGGAGUCACGUGAUAUGUUGUGUGGUCCUCCCACUACGACUCAGGAAAUCAUGCAGUUUAUUAGACUACAGAUUAGUUAUGAUGAACUUCACAGGGUGGUGAAAGUGCUAUUAAAUAUCAAGGGCCUUAUUCUUGUGACAUGAUGAUCAAUGCUUGGCUGCCAAGACCAGAGUGGGCACAUACAGUAUAUAACGUAACAGUUUUGUGACAAAAGCAUCAGUAGAGUUGAAAAUGCAAUGGAAACCCAUUUAACUUGUAUUUCUUUACUUGUAUAUUUAACCACAAUAGUUAUUUGUAUGUGCACUACGUCAUCAUGCACAGCCUUUUAUUCACAGCAAGUCAAUUUGAUGGAAAUACAUCUCUGGUGGGAAAAUGUGCAUUUUGUUUUUAUGCAGAUUUUUGAAUAUUCACAUGAAAAUCUGUCACCAAUUGGGUGGAAACCUAGCUACUGUCAUCAAGUUGCACUUUUUUAGGACCUCUCUUAUCAUUUUACCUACAGAAUGUAGAAACGUGCCGUUUUCACAUAUGUAGACACUGGUAUGGUGCUGGAGAUUUUUCUAUUUUUUAAACCUUUAUUUUGACAGGGAGUCAAUGCUAAGACCAAGGUCUCUUUUCUAGGUGAGCCCUGUAUAGCACCACAAUACACAUUAAAAUACAAUAAAACGCAUUAAACUACACAUUCAUAUACACAAUUAAAUACACAUUAUUAUACACAACAAUACACGAAAAGCAAAACACAAUCAUAAAAAACAGACAAAUUCUUCGUAAAAAGGUCCCCUAACAACCAUCUGAAAUGCUCUAGAGGCAACAAUUCCUCCAAUUUUGAAGUGUAUUGUAUGUAGAUCAUUCCACACUUAAGAUGCAAGGAAAUUAAAGGCUGAUUUACCUAACUCUCUAGAAGCCAAAGGAAUCUCCAGAGUUAACCAACCCUGUGAACAGGUUUGAUAACUUGUCAUUUAUAGAGAUAAUGACUGAGGUUGAAAAGUGGUGGAAUGCCCCUUUAAAGGGGCAAUCUGCAGUCCCUACAUACAUUUUUGGACUUAUAAAUGAAUUAUAUAUACACCCAUUGAUUCUUGAGGAAUAUAACUUAUAAAUGCCUAAUGAGCUUAGUUCAACUGUCACACCCAAUCAGAACCCAAAAUAUAAGCUUGUUUUACUCCAAUGUUCGUAAAGAAACACUGCAUAGCCUCAAAACAUGGUUAAAACUAUAACUGUGAUAUCAUGGAUGGUCAGUCCUUGCCUACAUAUCUCAGUCUAUACAUUUGAGAGUGGUUAGAUUUAUCCAGCCCCAUCCUUCAUCUUUUUACCAAAACAGUUAUUUUUCCAACAGCAGAUUAGCCCUUUAAGACUCCAUAAUGUUUCAUCUGUAUGUGGUACAAAGGAAAAUAUUUGUAACUAACAUUUGUAAAAAAGUGUAUUUCAGCACUGUUCAGCAAAAGCAUCUCUAUAGUUUAUAAGCCAACACGUGUUCUACUAUAUCUAUAUUUCCUAGAAUGUGUCUAACAAUGUUUUCCUCUGUCUAUGUUGCCAUUGUUUUCAGGAAUCAUCAUUAUGUUGUGUGUUCUCUCAAUAAAACUAUAUCACCACAA
Messenger RNA from Coregonus clupeaformis (lake whitefish), 2737 nucleotides. It is a transcript of the gene gch2, whose product is annotated as GTP cyclohydrolase 2. Gene Ontology annotation, biological process: tetrahydrobiopterin biosynthetic process; tetrahydrofolate biosynthetic process. Gene Ontology annotation, cellular component: cytoplasm. Gene Ontology annotation, molecular function: zinc ion binding; GTP cyclohydrolase I activity; GTP binding. The record is from RefSeq and is a predicted model, not a curated record. The coding region runs from base 144 to 878 and encodes 244 amino acids. The transcript has 6 exons. Lineage: Eukaryota; Metazoa; Chordata; Actinopteri; Salmoniformes; Salmonidae.